Echinops telfairi (small Madagascar hedgehog) is the source of this 948-nucleotide messenger RNA. Its product is annotated as olfactory receptor 7A17-like. Lineage: Eukaryota; Metazoa; Chordata; Mammalia; Afrosoricida; Tenrecidae. Gene Ontology annotation, molecular function: olfactory receptor activity; G protein-coupled receptor activity. Bases 28 to 948 code for a protein of 306 amino acids. Gene Ontology annotation, cellular component: membrane. The record is from RefSeq and is a predicted model, not a curated record. The transcript has a single exon. Gene Ontology annotation, biological process: G protein-coupled receptor signaling pathway.
CUUUGAUUCAGUAGUUUCAUCAGCUAUAUGGAACCAAGAAACAAAACACAUGCUUCCGAAUUUAUCCUCCUGGGACUCUCAGAAGAGGAGGGACUGCAACCCCUCCUUUUUGGGAUUUUCCUGUUCAUGUACCUGGUCACCUUCCUUGGGAAUCUUCUCAUCAUCCUGGCCAUUAUCACUGACUCCCACCUCCACACACCCAUGUACUUCUUCCUCUCUAAUCUUUCUUUCGCAGACAUCUGUUUUACCUCAACUACCAUCCCAAAGAUGCUGCUAAAUAUCAAGACACAAAGCAAAGCCAUAACCUACGAAGGUUGCCUUAUCCAGAUGUAUUUUUUCAUGCUUUUUGGAGGCUUGGACAACUUUCUCCUGACAGUGAUGGCCUAUGACCGAUUUGUGGCCAUCUGUCACCCUCUGCAUUACCUGGUCAUCAUGAACCCCAGACUCUGUGGCCUUUUCCUUCUGGAAUCUUUUUUAUUGAGUGCCUUAGACUCGUUAUUACAAGACUUAAUGAUUUUGAGACUGUCGUUUUGUACACAGUUGGAAAUGCCUCACUUUUUCUGUGAACUUAACCAAGUAAUCCAACUCGCUUGUUCUGACACCUUCCUUAAUGUCCUAAUAAUGUAUGUUGCUAGUGUGUUUCUGAUCUUAACCCCACUCGUGUGUAUAAUAUUAUCAUACUCUAAGAUCAUAUCUUCGAUUUUGAGACUUUCAUCAACUGAGGGGAAGUAUAAAGCAUUUUCCACUUGUGGGUCUCAUGUCUCUGUAGUUGCCUUAUUCUAUUGUACAUUUCUUGGGGUGUAUCUUAGUUCUACUGACAGCCAAAAUUCCAAAGAAAGUGCAGUAGCCUCGGUGAUGUACACUGUGAUCAUUCCCAUGUUAAACCCAUUUAUCUAUAGUCUUAGGAAUAAGGAUAUGAAGCGGGCCUUAAGAAAUCUCUUUAGCUGA